CGGCACGGCGAUGAGGAUCACCCUGGACAGCGCGCCGACGCGUUCUACCUCCACAUGGACGGCGAGGUCCACCGCGCCCGGCUGGAGGGCGACCUCCUCGUCUGGGACGACGGCGACAUCUGGGCCCGGGGCCGGGCGGAGGAGGACUUCGAAGGCCGGUGGGCGCUCCAGAACGUCCCGGGGAUCGUCCACGUAAUAAAGGACGGCCAGAUACACGGACCUGACGGCUACAAGAUCGACUUCGCCGUCCGCGGCCGCGACCGCCUGUGCAUUGAGCUGCAGGGCGCCGUGCACGUCGCUGAGCUCCUGGGAGAGCAGCUGGUGUGGGACGACGGCGACACGUGGGUGCGGGAGCAGGA
This is a messenger RNA of Prorocentrum cordatum, 359 nucleotides long. Lineage: Eukaryota; Dinophyceae; Prorocentrales; Prorocentraceae. The record is from the annotation of a GenBank genome assembly.